This is a messenger RNA of Fraxinus pennsylvanica, 672 nucleotides long. The record is from the annotation of a GenBank genome assembly. Lineage: Eukaryota; Viridiplantae; Streptophyta; Magnoliopsida; Lamiales; Oleaceae.
AUGAAGAACUCCAAUCUUUCUCUUGGCAUUGCUUUCUUACUACGUUUUUGUAUUUGCACCAAACUGUGCUGUGCGGGAGAUGUGGAUAAUCUUCAUGAUAUAUGCCCAACAGAUACAAAAGAUCAAAGAAUCUUUAUUAAUGGCUUUCUGUGCAAGAAUCCUGCUAAUAUAACAGCGUCUGAUUUCAAAUCCUCAUUGCUGAACCAUGGUGGUGACACGGAUAACUUUUAUCGUUCGUUUAUGAACAUAAUUACUGCAGCAGAGUUUCCAGGACUCAACACCCUUGGAUUAUCAGCUUCCAGGACUGACAUAGAGGAUGAUGGAAUGGUGGCUCCACAUGCUCAUCCAAGGGCUUCCGAAAUGAUGUUUGUGAGCACUGGUGUCGUUAUAGCAGGAUUUGUAGAUUCCAACAACCAGGUUUUUCAGAAAGUUCUGAAUGAAGGUGAUGUCUUUGUGUUUCCAAGAGGUCUUCUGCACUUUUGUUUCAAUGCUGGUUUGGAGAGUGCCACUAUUUUCUCUGUUCUAAACAGCCAGAAUCCAGGGCUAAUAACCAUGUCAGGUUCCAUGUUUGCACCCAAUGAUUCAAAGGCCAUGAAAAUGUUAAUGAAGAAAUUAUUCUCUCUUUCUUCACUGGAUUUGGGUCGCAUUGAUAUGAAUUUGUUUUCGAAUUAA